Mya arenaria is the source of this 2681-nucleotide messenger RNA. RefSeq lists its product as uncharacterized. The record is from RefSeq and is a predicted model, not a curated record. The transcript is spliced from 18 exons. Bases 6 to 2438 code for a protein of 810 amino acids. NCBI's taxonomy places the organism in Eukaryota, Metazoa, Mollusca, Bivalvia, Myida, Myidae.
UACAGAUGAAAAGCAAAUUUGCAGCUAUGGUGCGGUUGAAUUUUAUAAUGUCAUCCUUUGGCUUGCUGUUGGUUUCAGCGUCCGGUAGCGGGGCAGACUGUCAUUUCCCGGAGUAUGUCCAGAGCCCCCUGGACGAGUUUGGAGAACCAAUGGCCUGGCACACCAAGGUAUGGUGGCUCAACCUCCGACAUGAACCAAAACUCAGGGAGAUGCAGGAGAUAUAUGUAUACAGUGACCUCGAGGAUGACAUGGCGGCGUUGACACUCACACGGCAACUUCUGGGACGCAGAUACGAAUCGACCCACGCCAAGGCCGAGUCAGCAAUGCCAUACUGUUUGUGGAGGACAUCAAGCAGGAUGCCGUGGUCUACAGUAUCGAAGGCGGCGCUGAGGUCGAGUGCAAUCAAUGCCGUCACUUCCUGUUUCUCCAUGCCGUCCAGCAAGUCGUUGACCAAUCUGACUAUUGCCGUUUCACACGAAUCACAGAUUUGGAGCCAACGCCAAAAUAAUCGAUGGUCAUGUGACCGGAAGAUAAAGCGAGUGGCACAUCGGGCGAUAUCGGCACUCUUCGGAUCAUGUUCGGAAAAGUAUCUGUUGUAUAACCGAACAUGUCUCAGCGAAGAUCGACACAACAGGUUUCGAGUUAUACAGUACGGCCCUGGAAGACAGCCAUCGUUCGUGUGCAUGCAGUUUGUGAAAAGAAGCGAAACAGUUAUACAAGUCCUGGAAGGCCCAAAGCACGAUACAAACGACCCUGCCCUAUGUGAUGAACGCAAGAUGGUGCUCGAGGAAUGGCCAUGGAUAGCGCCGUGGCGAAAGCAGAUGGUUACAUGUCCAGUGAGCGGGGGAUUCAGCUUCCGGACUGUCAACAAACUCACCAGUCAGGACUUCUGUGAUGGUGAGUGGCGAAAAUCGCGCCUGGAGAUUGACUGUGCCCAGGGAGAGGGGCUUACCUUCAUAGCUCCCCAGGGAACCAUGUGUAACCCUUUCUCUUCCAAUUCAGAAGUGUCUCGGUUCCAUUGCUGGGCGGGCUGGGAAGAGAAGAAAUACAAGUUCCUCGUCGUCGGGGAAGAUGAUGGCGUACCACAAUACUGCCUGCGAUUUCCCCGCGAAGUGGGUGAGCAGUUUACGGUGCUCGUGUACUUUAGCGUUCUGUGUCCGCUACGGGAGGACGGCAAACCACCUACAGGCAUCGAGUACCAUGAGAUGAACAUGCAGACGCUUGUUGACCGGUGUGUGGACGACGAUAUUGAGCGGUGCGAGGCGGUCAAGGCCCGCGGUCAGUGUAAGAAGGAGGAGAAGUAUGCGAUGCACUGUGAACGCUCCUGUGACAAGUGUGUGGAGCAGUCUCAGCUGUUGGACAUACUAUGUCCGUUUCCCUCAAGCGUGCAGGGGAGUUGGCUGUUUUUGGACGUCCGCCACAAGGAGCAGGUGCGCGUCAACCAGACGACCGUCGCCUUUGAGCGCCUGGGGUCUUUUACCUGCAAGGAGCGCUCUUUCACCUCGCAUAAGCUUUUCAAGACUGUCACGUUGUUUAAUAACGGAUGUUCAAUGCGAUACACUUGUUUCGAGUUUUACAGACGGACGGAAAACGUCUUACAAUUUCGCAUCGGUACGAGCGCCCGAGGAGACACCGGCUUUGAGAACCUGUGCAAGUUUGAGGACGGAGCCAGUCCCCUCAAUGAUCUGUACAGGGGAAGCAAGCCGAGGAAUCUGAUAUACGACGGACGACUACAGGACGAGUAUUGCGGGUUCUCGUCGUCAGUUCCGUUCAACGGCUCUGUGUACGGUGAACCGUGUUACGGGGCCGCCUCCGACUGGGAUUCGGACGGCUGUGUGAAGAGGGGUGUCCUCACCGUCAGUUCCGACACGUGUGGAAACCUAGACCAACCACUAGAGUACCAGUGUCUUGCCUUUAUAAACGACCAUCCACUCGAGAAAUUCCUCAUAACGAGAUCGUUCGUUAGUGGAGACUUCAACUGUUGGGUAUUGACGAGUUACCUGUGUGACCACUGGAAGUGGCCGUACCGGGUCAUGUACAAACUGGACAGCCCACAAUGCAUCUCGCUCUCAGACAGCGCAUGCGUACUAGACAGAACGCCGGAACUUUUACUUUUCCUUCAAGACGAAGAUAAGAACCAAUUUUGCAAAGGUGCGUUUCGUAAGCAUUUGACGUCACAAACAACCGUGACGUCGUUGACUAAGCCAAAAAUCUUCGUAGGGGAAAAAGGUGACGAGAAUACUAUGCCCUAUGUGCCGGGCCGCCAGGACCCCCGGGAACACACCUACCCCCAGCGGGACUGGGGAGGCGGCGGCAUUGAGAACAUGGACUCUUCAAUUGGCAUGUCCGGAGGACCAGGGGCAGUGCCGGAACUCGUGUGCAUUGUGCUAAGUGUAUUUGUGACUUCUAAUCUCUGUUUUGUCUUGUAUCCCACAUGAUAAGGAAAUCAUAGUGUGAAAGUAUUGAGCCAAAAUGUGAUAAAAUGUCCAGUUAUGUUCUGCAAAUAGUUUCCGUUUAGCAUUAGUCGAAAACUACGGCUUGUUUUCAAUGUACAUUUAUUUACGAACCUACUAAUAUAUCUUUUUAAUAACAAUAUACAUGUAGAAAUAUUUUGUUACUUUUGUAUUGCAAUAUAAUUAUAAUGAUGAACAUUAUAAAUAUUGUCCAUGAUUUACUAAAUC